UGGCGAUGUGGUACGUGCCCCACUCCCCUCUAGUUGCAUUACUACCAGUCGGCGUUCACGCUGAUUGGGGCAGGAAUCGAAACGCUGGAGCAUGCGACGAGGGAGAUGGGUUCGGUCUUGCCUAAGGGGGUGCAUUGGAUCAGAGACUCGGCGGUCAAGUUCGAUCCGGACAACAAGCGGGUCCACACCGGCUCUGGCGAUCAGAUCAGCUAUGAGUACAUGGUGAUAGCGAUGGGUGUUGCACUCGAUUUUCACCAGGUACCAGGGCUUGAGGAAGCCCUGGAGAAGGACCCUAUGGUUUGCUCAAACUAUUCCCCAAAAUACGUUUCCAAGACGAGUAAAGCCAUCCACGCCUUCAAGGAAGGAAAUGCCAUCUUCACGUUCCCGAACACCCCAGUGAAGUGUGCAGGCGCACCACAACAGGUUGCCUACCUGACGGACUGGCACUUCCGACGCGAAGGGAAGAGAGAGCGAGCAGAGGUGAUCUACAACACGUCACUCCCUGUGGUAUUCAGCGUGAAGAAGUACGCAGCUUCUCUGAUGAACGUGAUCAAAGAAAGAGGGAUCAAAUUGAACGUGAGGCGUAAUCUCGUCGAGGUUCGAGCAGACAAGAAAGAAGCCGUCUUCGAGAAUCUCGACAAUCCCAGCGAGAAGAUAACCUAUCAGAUCAUGACAAUGUUUGACAUAGCACACUUGGCCCCGUCCUAG
Messenger RNA from Darwinula stevensoni, 708 nucleotides. The record is from the annotation of a GenBank genome assembly. NCBI's taxonomy places the organism in Eukaryota, Metazoa, Arthropoda, Ostracoda, Podocopida, Darwinulidae.